AUGGGUGAAGUUGAACAAUUUGCAUUUCAAGCUGAAAUUUCUCAGCUUAUGUCUAUUAUUAUCAAUACCUUUUAUUCAAAUAAAGAGAUUUUCCUUCGUGAAUUGAUUUCCAAUUCAUCUGAUGCUUUGGAUAAAAUUCGAUAUGAAGCCCUCACUGAUCCUUCAAAACUUGAAAGUGGAAGCGAACUUUAUAUAAGGAUAAUUCCUGAUAAAGAAAACAAAGUGCUCACUAUUAGAGAUACUGGUAUUGGUAUGACAAAGGCUGACCUUGUAAAUAAUCUUGGUACAAUCGCUAGAUCUGGCACCAAAACAUUUAUGGAGGCUCUUCAAUCUGGAGCUGACAUAUCUAUGAUUGGUCAAUUUGGUGUGGGUUUCUACUCUGCUUACUUGGUUGCUGACCGAGUUCAAGUAAUCACAAAGCACAAUGAUGAUGAACAAUACAUUUGGGAAUCUGCUGCUGGUGGUUCCUUCACCAUUGCACUUGAUACAGUCAAUCCACCUCUUGAACGUGGUUCUGAAAUCAGACUCUUCCUUAAAGAAGAUCAACUUGAAUAUCUUGAGGAAAAAAAAAUAAAAGAAAUUGUAAAGAAGCAUUCUGAAUUUAUUGAAACUGAAGAGCUUAACAAAACCAAACCAAUUUGGACUCGCAAUCCUGAAGACAUUACCAAUGAAGAAUAUGCUGCUUUCUACAAAUCACUCAGCAAUGACUGGGAGGACCAUCUGGCUGUUAAACAUUUCUCAGUUGAAGGACAGCUUGAAUUCCGUGCAAUUCUUUUUGCACCAAGACGUGCACCUUUCGAUUUGUUUGAAACCAAAAAGAAACGUAACAAUAUUAAACUUUAUGUUAGACGUGUAUUCAUUAUGGAUGACUGUGAAGACUUAAUACCAGAAUAUCUUAGUUUUAUAAAGGGUAUUGUGGAUUCUGAAGAUUUGCCUCUUAACAUUUCUCGUGAAACACUUCAACAGAAUAAAAUUCUAAAGGUCAUUAAAAAAAAUAUUGUUAAAAAGUGUAUUGAAUUGUUUGGUGAAAUUGCUGAAGAUAAGGAAAACUUUGCCAAAUUUUAUGAAGCAUUUGCUAAAAACCUUAAACUUGGUGUUCAUGAGGAUGCACAAAACCGUGCUAAAUUAGCAGAAUUUCUUCGUUACUACUCUACAAAAUCUAGUGAAGAAAUGACAUCAUUAAAGGAUUAUGUUACAAGAAUGCCUGAAAAACAAAAAUCAAUAUAUUAUAUUACUGGUGAAAAUCGCCAAGCUGUAGAAAAUUCACCAUUUGUUGAAGUUCUCAAGAAGAGGGGAUAUGAAGUGUUGCUUAUGACUGACCCAAUUGAUGAAUAUACUGAGUUAUGUAAAUUAAUUAAAGAUAUACUUGGUGACAAAGUUGAAAAGGUGCUUGUGUCAAAUCGUAUUUCAGAAUCACCUUGUGUGCUUGUGACUGGACAGUAUGGUUGGUCUGCUAACUUUGAGCGUAUUAUGAAAGCACAAGCUCUUCGUGAUUCAAGCAUGUCAUCUUACAUGGCAUCAAAGAAAAUUAUGGAAAUCAAUCCAAACCAUCCAAUUGUUAAAUCACUCAAGGCAAAAGUAGAAACUGACAAGAAUGACAAGACAGUUAAAGAUCUUACAUGGCUGUUGUUUGAAACUUCACUUUUACAAUCAGGGUUUAGUUUGGAUGAACCAUCAUCAUUUGCUGGUAGAAUAUUCAAAAUGAUUAAACUUGGUCUUGAUCUUGGUGAUGAUACAGAGGCUAUGGAGGUUGAAGAAACAAUUAAUCCUAUUGAUGAAGCUUCGGUUGAAACUUCUAUGGAAGAAGUAGAUUAA
This is a messenger RNA of Entrophospora candida, 1815 nucleotides long. The record is from the annotation of a GenBank genome assembly. Lineage: Eukaryota; Fungi; Glomeromycota; Glomeromycetes; Entrophosporales; Entrophosporaceae.